ACGCUGUGGUAGCUUGGUGUGUGGAGUGGAGUCACGUGGAGACAGUCCACACGGUUCUGUCCAAACAGAACGUGAGCGAGUGAGUCGCUCGCUGCUACUAGCAAGUACUCAGUCUGUCUGUUCGAGCGCCGCUGGGCUGCUAAACCGAUUCAUGUUGUUUUUUUAGCCACGGGUCCCUUUAUACUUGACCAUUUUAUCGAAGAAUGAGUGAUAACGAUGAUAUCGAAGUCGAUAGUGACGAAGACUCACCGAGAUAUCACAAUGUGGCUGACAAACGCGCACAUCACAAUGCGCUGGAGCGUAAGCGUAGGGACCACAUCAAAGACAGCUUUCACAGCCUCCGGGACUCUGUGCCUGCCUUGCAGGGAGAAAAGGUUGGUAACAGUACUGGUGCAAACCACAACAGUUCUACCAAACAGGCGUCUCGAGCUCAAAUCCUAGACAAAGCCACAGAGUACAUCCAGUACAUGAGGCGAAAAAAUCACACGCACCAGCAGGACAUUGACGACCUGAAGAGACAAAACGCGCUGCUGGAGCAGCAAGUGCGCGCGCUGGAGAAGGUGAAGGGCUCGGCGCAGCUUCAGACCAACUACUCGUCAUCCGACAGCAGCCUCUACACCAACCCAAAAGGCAGCGCCGUGUCGGCGUUCGAUGGCGGCUCCGACUCCAGCUCUGAGUCUGAACCCGAGGAGCCUCCCAACCGCAAGAAGCUGCGACCGGAGGCAAGCUAGGAAGCGCCUGGCGCAUCAAAAAGCAGGUAUGAGGCCAGAGAUGGGGCCUCACAUGAAAGGCAAGAGGAAGCCUUUUAAACGCUCUCGAGGCUCUUUGACCUUUCCACCUGACACGCCCCAACCCCCCACCCUCUCCCUCCCUUCUGGGUGGGCUCGCACUGGAGACUCAUGACCCCUCAAAACUCCUCUAAAAUGCCUCCUAGAGCAAGGAGGGUGGAGGGUUAAAAUUUUCUUCUCGCAACAAUCCAAAACCCCAAAAAGAGGCAGCUCGGCUACUUAAGAAUUGUUUUAUUUUUUAUUUUUAUGUUCUGCUGCCAAGCGUUUGUGUACGGGAACAGCAGGUGCACACCAGACAAAGUCCUACGCACUGCUAUAUAACAUAUACAGUGGACCCCUGCUAUUGGCGGGGGAUAGGGACCGAGCCUGACCACGAAUAGUGAAUUUCAACUGACUGUCAAUCACAAAUCUAAUGGCUGCUGUUAUAUUUUUGAUUGGAUAAGUACAUUGAGUGAAGGUUCCACGUACACACACACACACCAGCCUUAUCUUAUGCCUUCCACCGUGAGACCGUGGUUAAGCUUACAACUAGAUUUUUUUUGGGGGGGGCGCAGUUACAGCUGACAGUAACCAUUCAUUAUCGAAAUUAAAGAGACGCUCCAAUACAGCAACCAUAAGGUAAACAGUAUUUGGCCAUGAAAAUAAAAUAUUUUUUUGUGAAUAAUGGAGGAUGGGUAAAGGAAUGGAGAAAAAACAAAACACCAAUAGGUGAAUUUGCAAAAGCUGAACUGUGACUGCGAGGGUCCACUGUAUUUUGUUGAUUUUGAACUUAAACACACACCAAGAUCAAUUGUUCUGGACAAUUUUAUCUUUUUGAACUACUAUCACCACAAAUUGUACAUUUGUAGCUUUUUCCACUUAAGAAUGUGAAGACCCCCCCCCAAGGAGAAAUGUUUAGUGACACCCACCUCAGGCUCACUGGAUUGCAGAUGUUUUGUGCUGCGACACAUUUGUUAAUGAAAUUUAAGAAGAAAAAAAGUUCCUGUGUUGAAAUGGAUGUAUUGAUUGAAUUCGAAUAAUAUUCCUAAACUUGUAUUGUGUUUUGUCCUUUAGCUUGAAGUAGUGAAUGACUUUAGGUGGCCGAACACAUUAGGCAGCUUGUUUGAUAGACAAUUACAUAAAAAAAAAAAAAAAGAUUUGUAAUGAUUGGAUGUUUUCAAGCUCAAAUGUAUGUUAUGCAUUUUGUAGUCAUCUCACAGGUCAUGGAAAAGAUCACUUAAACCGGAAUGUUCCAAAGUAGCUCCUGUCGUUUGCAGUACACGGAAGCCAGUGAAGCCCCCCCGCCGUUGACGUAUUGUGCUUUACAAAGUCCCAAAAUCCAUGUUGCUGAAACAAAAAAAAAAGUGUCUAGGAAGUGUGUCUGUACAUCGUUUCAAUUUUCUUUCCAUUCAAGAGGAUAUGAUUAGUGUCUUUGUCCGAUUCCAUUCCAUGGAAAUUACAAGUAUGUUGUACAUACUGCCAACAAUUGUCUUGCAAGUUGAGGCCUACCUUUAAUAUGAGACUAUAAAAUAAACUAUUUUAUCCUUUAA
This is a messenger RNA of Phyllopteryx taeniolatus (common seadragon), 2317 nucleotides long. RefSeq names its product myc associated factor X (gene max). The coding region runs from base 204 to 731 and encodes 175 amino acids. Gene Ontology annotation, cellular component: RNA polymerase II transcription regulator complex. Gene Ontology annotation, biological process: positive regulation of transcription by RNA polymerase II. The transcript has 5 exons. The record is from RefSeq and is a predicted model, not a curated record. Lineage: Eukaryota; Metazoa; Chordata; Actinopteri; Syngnathiformes; Syngnathidae. Gene Ontology annotation, molecular function: protein dimerization activity; DNA-binding transcription factor activity.